UUUCAGAAUGCACACAAUUCCAAUUACAACUGACUCGGCGGCUUCUUGGGAUUGGCCCCUUCAGCAUAACGAUGGUGUCGUGAAGGUGACCAACACUUCGGAGAAAUUCGAAGUUGGACUUGAUGCUGGAUUCUUUGGACCAAAUGAUAUUGAUGUGAAGGUGAACGGAAUCGAAAUUAUCAUUCAUUUGCGACAUGAUUUAUUGCAGAAUCGUCCAACCGAGUACGGAAUCGUCAAUCGUGAGGUUCAUCGUACUUAUAAACUUCCAGAAGAUGUAGAUCCAUCAACUGUUAGAUCUCAUCUCAACUCAUCCGGAGUUCUCACAAUCACUGCCAAUAAACUUUAAAAAUGUUUUAACAUAUUCGAAUUUUUUUUUCUUCUAAAUUUUUAAUUUCUGCUGAAUUCUGCUUGCCAUAAAUGAAUGUACAAAUAAAAGUCAAUAUUUUGGUCUAAAAGCCGAAAAAAAAUUGAUUUUGAAAAUAAAGUACCUCGUAUU
This is a messenger RNA of Caenorhabditis elegans, 496 nucleotides long. It is a transcript of the gene hsp-12.1, whose product is annotated as SHSP domain-containing protein. Bases 8 to 346 code for a protein of 112 amino acids. The record is from RefSeq and is marked reviewed. The transcript is spliced from 2 exons. Lineage: Eukaryota; Metazoa; Nematoda; Chromadorea; Rhabditida; Rhabditidae.